UGAGAAACAAACGAAGACAACACCUAAAAAGAAAAAGAAGCGUAAACCUUUAUUACCAAAAAACUAUAAUCCAGAUGUAUCAUCAGAUCCCGAACGUUGGUUACUUAAACAGAAAAGAAAACAGCAAUUAAUGAAAGGAUCACAAGGCGUUGCAGUUGCUGGAAGUGGUAUCGGAGGUAUAGGAA
Molecule: messenger RNA, 185 nt
Organism: Scutellospora calospora
Lineage: Eukaryota; Fungi; Glomeromycota; Glomeromycetes; Diversisporales; Gigasporaceae
Source: the annotation of a GenBank genome assembly